CCUAACCGAGCACAACUCAUUUUCUCCCAACUCUCCUCUUCAUCCUUCCCCGCCUCCGACCAGCACUUUUCUCUCUUCUCUUUCUCUCUCGCUUCCUUGUCCUUCCAAACCCUACUCUCUCUCACUCUCUCUCUCUCUCUCUCUCUCUCUCUCUCUCUCUCUCUCUCUCAGUUUCUAGUUCACCAACCUCGAGAAAAUCGAGAGCUCAGCGGCUCCGAUUCAUUUCGCAGAGACCGAGGGAUUCGAGGUCGGAGAUUUCCCGAUGGUGAGUUUGAAUUCGGAAUUGGUGCGGAAGCUGGAGUCGGCGCUUGGGGUUUCGCUGGGAGGCUCGGUGACUGACAUGGCGGUGGUGAUAGCGAUGACUUCAAUUGAGUCGAUAAUUGGGUUUUUGGUGGUGCUGUGGCGGAGAUCGUCUGAUAAGACUAGUCGGGUGGUGAAGCAGCUGGUGGUGCCGCUUAAGGAGGAGGAAGAUGAGUUUGAGGUUGCGUCGGGCAAGACUAGGGUGACUAUUUUCUCUGGGACUCAGACCGGCACCGCUGAAGGUUUCGCCAAGGAUUGGUGGAUCUGGUAUGGAUCUCAGAAGCAAAGCAAGGGUUCUUACCCUGCGAGAAACUCAAUUGUUCUUACCGAGGGUAAACAAAAGGAUGUACUUAAAGCUGCCGGUGCAUUGUUUUCACAUAUUUGUGAGGUUUAGGCAAGGUUAAUGUGCAUCACAUUUAUGGACAAGUAUCGUGGGGGUUAAUGUUGGGAUAGAAUGACUUUGUUGGAUAUAUGGAUGAAUGUAUCGAAUCUUUACAUAAAUAAAUGUGUUUUGGG
Messenger RNA from Rosa rugosa (rugosa rose), 816 nucleotides. RefSeq names its product NADPH--cytochrome P450 reductase-like. The coding region runs from base 263 to 694 and encodes 143 amino acids. The transcript is spliced from 4 exons. The record is from RefSeq and is a predicted model, not a curated record. Lineage: Eukaryota; Viridiplantae; Streptophyta; Magnoliopsida; Rosales; Rosaceae.